AUGAAUCUGUUGCUGCUCGCGGGCAUUUUGUUUGUCGCCGGAAAAGACACUCCCGGUAAAACGCAGAUCCGGGUGAUCAAGCCGAUGAAUCUGUCGGCGCUGGUUUUCAUGCAUGUGUUCAAAGCUGGAGGCACGUCCUACGGGGCGGCUUUGGCCAAGUAUGCGCGAGCACACAAGAUCCCGUUCUUCACGGACAUGCGGCAGGGCAAGCAGAUGGUUUUGCCCAGCGCCAUUCUGGAAAUGAACAAGAAAGCCAAGCAUUUGGCAGAGGCGCCGUCCGGCCGCGGCUUCACCAUCUUCCAUGGGCAUUUGUGCGAUUUGGGCCUUGCGAAGCUCAAUUCGUUGCACGGAGGCGUGCUGGGGCCAUUUCUGCGGGCGCCUCUCUUCGUGGCGGUGUUGCGGGAGCCGUCGGCGCGGUUGGUCUCCGUGUUCCUGCAGCUCACCGCGGGGUUGCGGCACGAGCGGGGGGCCGCUCUGUCCAUGGACCCGAAGACGUUGCAGGGGGGGCGGAUGGACAAGGACCGGCUGGAGGACAUGUUCGCCCAGUUCAUGCGGCAGCAGGAGGUCGCCCAGUGCCGCAUCGUGCCCAACCAGGUGCUAGGUGCUGCCUGGGCGUCGCCCUGUGCUUCGGUGCAUGCCUUGGACUCCGCAAGACUGGCAUCCAUGAGCCAGCUGCUGGAGCGCUCCGUGCUGCCGCUGCUCACCGAGCGGACGCUGGACUCCGCGGCCUUGCUGGACCACUUCCUGGCAGGCGCUGGAUACAAGCAUGCCCCAUCCGUGCGCCAGUUCAUGCUGCGAAACCCCUUCCGGUGCGGGAAAUAUCAGGAUUGGAGGCAGGGACGGAGGCACGGGGCGCUGGAAGAAUGCCGCGAUGCUGAGGGCUACCAUGUGGACCAAGGGGCUCGGCUUUUGUCCGACGCUAUACGCCAUGUGGUUUCAGAGUACAUGGGUUAUGAGAUGUGGCUCUACAGCAAUGCAACAUCUCUUUUCAAGCGCUACCUGGAAGUCUACAGUAUCGACUCCAGCACGGAGCCGUGCAACAUCAGCACCUCGGAGGGGUGCAGCAAGAAGCAACGCGCCUACCUGGACAUUUGGAAGAAGAAGUCGCUUUCGGAGAUCCAGGCGGAACUCGGACGACAGAACGACUUGAGGCGCCUUUCGAGUGCCAAAGAGAUCCAGGCGCUGCGAAAGGUGCCGGUCCUGGAGGCGCUCCAGAAGAAGUUGCGCGAGGAGCUGUGA
Molecule: messenger RNA, 1239 nt
Organism: Effrenium voratum
Lineage: Eukaryota; Dinophyceae; Suessiales; Symbiodiniaceae
Source: the annotation of a GenBank genome assembly